AAUACUGUGUUCCAAGAGCAGUUACUGAAAUUUGUGGAAGUGAAGAAUGAAGAGGGAGGCAGGAGAGAGGCAAAGCAAUGGGUCGUCGUCGUCUUCAUCCUCGGUACCUCUUAUCAAUUCUCAGUCCUCCUCCUAUCCAACUGAGCAGCUUCAAUCCGGUUCACAAGUCGAGAUGGGUUCCGGAGGCCCCGACCCAGUAACCUGGGAACAAAUUGAGAAUUCCGAGACCUACCUUGUCUGCUCCAUGUACGAGGAGGCAGCCUCAUUAGCUUCCUCUAUUCUGAAACGUCUUUCUCAACAUAGCGAGGCUGAUGAUGAUGAGCUGUAUGACAUGUUGGAAUCGGCUGGUAUGGUGCUUGUGCAAUCUCUAAAACAACUUGGAAGGACACCGGAGAUUCUGAAUGAGCUCAAAUUAUCAUUUGCCUCCAUUCCUGCUAUCCCUGUUCAAGUUCUUCUUACUGGGGUAUGCUUUUAUAUUUCAGAAGGGCAUUCUCUUGGUAUUCAAGAAUUUCUGGAAGUGUUCCUUAGCGGUUGGAGUUUUGUGGAUGGAAAAUGUUAUGUUCUUGUUGGUAAAGAAUACAAUGCAGAUUAUACAAAAAGACAUGAUGGGCAUUUUGUUUUGGGUAUUGAUAAGUAUCUUGAAGUAGUUGAGGUGUAUACUUUGAAUGUGCUGGGAACCAUUUUGAAUGAUGUUGACCUUGCUACCUCUUGGGUCGAGAAUGCUAAAAUACCUGAGGACAGAAGACAGGUACUUCUGAGAAGAUUACACUCACUACAUUCAAUUAAAGCCACCAACGCAUCACAAGGAUCCUUCUCAUCUUUGCUGGUGGAUAACUACGAAGAUCCUUCACCUGAGGGACGCCCAAAAGUGAAAUAUCCUCUAAACGGAGAUACUGCUAAGAAACAAGCAGUUUUAAAGUUGUCGAAAAGAUUAGAACCAUGCCUCUGGUGGUUCCGUACCAUUACUCUGAAGUUUGGGAAUACUCGGUUGGUAAUAUCUAAUGGAAAGAUUGCCCUGGGCUGCUUGAUUCUGCUCAUAUCUUAUGUUUUGCAGAGAAAACGAGCUACCUUAAAGAGGAUUGUUCAGAGACAAGCCUUGUCAAUGAAAAAUGCUUUAGUAGACUUGUGGCAGCUUGCAUUUUCAUACCAGGUGAACCCUCUAGCUGCUGUUCAACCUUUGGGUGCUGCAGCAAGGGCAGACCAGUGAUAUUCUUCGGGGAUACUUAUAGACUUAUAGUGCAGGUUCUAAGCAGACAUAGUACGAAACAAAUGCGCACUGCUUGUGCUCUUUUACCUUGGUUUAUAAUUUCAGAUGUUGCAUUUAACUCCUUACCUCAGUUCAACCGUCUAUUUUCUUUUCCUCACAUGGUAUUGGGGAAUCACCAAACAAUCCGUGUACGGACUGCAGAUGAUUGAAUAAAUGAUAUCCUGAUUAAUACUAGA
Rosa rugosa (rugosa rose) is the source of this 1443-nucleotide messenger RNA. RefSeq names its product protein APEM9. NCBI's taxonomy places the organism in Eukaryota, Viridiplantae, Streptophyta, Magnoliopsida, Rosales, Rosaceae. The transcript has 5 exons. Gene Ontology annotation, biological process: peroxisomal membrane transport. The coding region runs from base 47 to 1207 and encodes 386 amino acids. The record is from RefSeq and is a predicted model, not a curated record.